This is a messenger RNA of Daucus carota subsp. sativus, 872 nucleotides long. RefSeq lists its product as uncharacterized. Bases 182 to 706 code for a protein of 174 amino acids. The transcript is spliced from 2 exons. The record is from RefSeq and is a predicted model, not a curated record. NCBI's taxonomy places the organism in Eukaryota, Viridiplantae, Streptophyta, Magnoliopsida, Apiales, Apiaceae.
CUAGAGAUUUUUUAAUUUUUCUACAAAUGAUAUGAUAUUGUUUUUUUGUGAGAUUUUAUUAUAAUAUUUUCUUUGUUCAAAUUAUGUGGUUAUUUUGAGAUUAAUUAUGAGAUAUAAAUGGCUAUACGUGCUUUAAUUCUUCACUCAUUCCCUGUAAAUUUCAGACCAUUGAAUCCUAAUCAUGGCUAGGAAGAAACAGUGCAAAUCUGCUGUAACCGGAAGUACUAGGGUAUUAAGGCCGCGAAAAACACGAGAUGCAAAAGCUAAUGACAGGGAUACGGUGAAGGUCCCUAAAGCCAGUGAAAAGCUUAAGACUGAAGAUGCUGGGACAGCUGAUAUUGUUAUAAAGAGAGAACCGGAGGACUCUGAGGGUGCUCGUAGUCAAGCGAAAAAAUUAAAGACCAUGCAUAAGACUCACAUGGAUGGAGAUGGUGAACGUGGAAGCACUCGAAUACUCAGAAGCAGUAUAAAGAAAGAAAAGGAAGCAGAGGAGGAAGUUGUUAAUGCAAAUGAUAAAACUCCUGAAAUUUCUUCUUCACUUGCUACUGACUUUGCUGGUCCAGAAUCCUCGGGUAAAAGCGUCACAGGAUCUGUUUCCAGGCGUCGGGGGAGAAAGGCACAACGUAAGUAUCACUGGAUAAGCGUAAGCGUAAGCCUAACCAAAAAGCAAUGGGAGCAGAUGAAAUCACAUUUUGGGAGAAUUUAGACAUCAUGCCAGAUGCUUGAGAACCAACUUUUGACCAUUCUAUUUGAUCGUUAUCAUUUAGAAGUUAUAGAUUCUUCCAUUUUUGUGAUUCUUCGUUGGUGCUUAGAGUUUAUGUGAAACCUGGUUUAUGCUCAUUCGUAUUUUGGAUGCAGGUACUGUAUAAGUG